AGUAAAGUUUUACAAAUCGAACGAGAAACAUACAAAAUUAAAUUUUUAAGAUUAAUCUCAUAAGAGUGUAAAACUGACAUUAAAAGCUUUUGAAUUAUAAAUAACUGUGUUUUAGUGACGGAGCAGCUUAGUGAUAAAUCGAUCAAAAAUGAAUGCUGUGGUAGCGGUACUUUGUUUACUCAUUGCCGGCAAUUAUGCACACAAAUACAAAACUGGCGAGUGUCCUGCCGUCGAACCACUGACUGAUUUUAACAUGAAACAGUUCCUUGGUAUUUGGUAUGCCGUCCAGAAAACCACCACCGCUUCCACGUGCGUCGUCUACAACAUUACCGAGUCGGAGGAGCCCGGAGAGUACAACAUCGAGCAAUUAUCGCAACACUUUGCGCUUGGUUUGACGCCGCUCAAGCACGAAUACAGCUACACUGGCACCCUCAAAGUCAUCGAUAAAGACUUGCCUGCCAAGAUGUCCGUCAAAUAUCCCUUGAGUGUUGCUGGCAGCUCGAAAUUCACAGUUUUUGCCACGGACUACACGACAUACGCUGGCAUUUUCACAUGCCAAAAACUGGCAUUCAGUCAUCGUCAGAGUGCAACAAUUUUGUCGAGAACAAAGACAUUGGACAAGAUUUUUGUCGAUAAAGUUCGCAACAAGUUAGCAUCGUACAAUGUCGAUCCCUUCGACUUGUCCAUCAUAAAUCAAACGGGUUGCCCGAAAGAGGGAGAGGAGGGUUACAACAUCCACAUUGACCAAGAGACAUUUUCGGCCAAGUCAAUUGGAAAUGCUGUCAAGAAAGCCGGCGAAGCCAUUGGAACCGGUGUCGAGUACACAAUCAACGGCGCUAAAAAGUGGUACAAUAAACUUAAGGGAGAAUCGACCGAAGAGCCAGCUGACGUAAAAGAAAUUAAAGGAAAUAGCAGAUUGAUCUACAAGGCCGACAAAACUCUUGACGAAGAUGCUGAAUGGCUCCCUUUUUAAAAAUAUUUUUUUUCUCUCAUUUACCUAAUUAGAGGCAAUCUCAUUUAUCUCUCGAAAUAAAUAAAUAAAAAGUUUUUAUAAUUUUAUAAAAAUUAAAAUUAAAUUUUGAUUUAAGGUGAUCGCUCAUAAAUAAUUUAAAAUU
Culicoides brevitarsis is the source of this 1115-nucleotide messenger RNA. Its product is annotated as apolipoprotein D-like. Gene Ontology annotation, cellular component: cytoplasm. Gene Ontology annotation, biological process: response to reactive oxygen species; lipid metabolic process. The transcript is spliced from 5 exons. NCBI's taxonomy places the organism in Eukaryota, Metazoa, Arthropoda, Insecta, Diptera, Ceratopogonidae. The record is from RefSeq and is a predicted model, not a curated record. Gene Ontology annotation, molecular function: pigment binding. The coding region runs from base 149 to 973 and encodes 274 amino acids.